Molecule: messenger RNA, 1932 nt
Organism: Saccharomyces paradoxus
Lineage: Eukaryota; Fungi; Ascomycota; Saccharomycetes; Saccharomycetales; Saccharomycetaceae
Exons: 1
Coding region: 1-1932 (643 amino acids)
Source: RefSeq, a predicted model, not a curated record
AUGGCGUACAAAUCAGGAACCAAUAACCGUAGUAAUAUAAUAACUAAUGGCAGCACACUGCCGCCGCGAAGCAACAAGAAGGCUUACAGUAGACGUAAAAAGAAGAGCGUAAGUAUGCCCAUAAUUUACAAGAGUUUUUGUGAUACAAGACAGAUCGACGACGACCAACAAGCCUUCAAAAUGCUGGAUAAAGUUAGUCAUCUGAAAAAAUUCAGCGCUGAAGAAGGUGAUGAUGACAAUACAUUUGUCCAAUGGGCCGAUGAUAUUACAGAUACCUUAUCCGGGCUAUGCUGCACAGGAACCUUUUUAAAACUUCUCAUAAGCUCUGCGUUAUCCGGGCGAGCCAAGAAUUGGUUUGAUUCGGCAACAGAGGGCAUCGAUGACUACGUGAUAAAGACUUAUGAUUUUGGAAAAUUUCUUGCUUUACUAUCAGAAGAAUUUGAUGGAGCAAAAUUCUUAAGAAGGGAGAGUUUCACGGAACUAUUAAAGCUGUCCAUUGAUUCUGAGAAGUCAUUGGAAACAUUUGCUUAUAUAUCGGGACGUCUAACUCCUUAUUACCUGUCUUCUGGUGCUGCGUUGGAUUUAUUUCUCAGUAAGUUAGAGCCACACUUGCAAAAACAAUUGGGAAAUUCUGCAUUUCCGAUGACUUUGGAUGUAGCCUUGUUGAUGACUGCCUGUGAAUUUGCGAAGGGAGCAUCUAGUCAUAGAAAACAUCGAAACAAAAAUACAAGAGAUUUCGACAUCAAUUCUCCAAAGAUUAAGAGUGCUGCUAAAGUUAGCAAAAUAUCUAACACCAAAAAUAUGAAUGAAAACAGCGUCAUUGAAAAGAGUGAUCGGAAAAAUUACUCUAAUAAAAACGAACUACAAAUACCCGAUACUAAACUUCGAAAACGAAAUGGACGUGGAGUGCAGCUCUCUCUUUUCGUGGCCGAGCACAAGAAGACUCUUCCAUAUGAGAAUUUUUCUGCCAAUGCAUACGCGUCAAAAAAUGGACAGUCCAAUUUGAUCGAUCCCUUUGAUCUUCAUACACAUCUUAGAAACGGUGAAUCUCGACUAUAUGCAUUAAAUGCGAUAUCAACUCAGAAUAACGACAGGUCGAUUCCAGGAACAACUAAUGAUAAUUUAAUAAAUGAUGAAGUUGCAAAUAUGAGAAAGCAAAUCACAAUUAAUAAUGAACGUACGGAUGAAAUCACGCCGUCUUUAAACCUGAGCCGCUGCGCAGUGAAAAGAAACUCACUGCAACUUGUAUCACCAAAUACUUUUAAAGGAAGCGCUGAAAUUCAAGAACCAAAAAUGAAGAGAGUUUUAGGUAGUGAUAUAUCGAUUGGCUCAUCCCAAACAAUGUAUGUAUUUUCCCACCCAGGCACUCCCACAGUUGCUAAUCCAGCAAGAAAAAAUGAAAUCAGCGAGAGUUGUCAGAUUAACGAUACUGUUCAUUCUAACCCGUUCACGGCAAACGAAAAUGAAAAAAUCUCGAACCUAUCAGAAAGCUUUAAAAACCCUGUAGCAUCUAUGGAAAUAAAUAGGCUGAGCUCCACCGCGGGCCUCAAAAAGAUCUCAGAAAGCGUUCAUAGAGAGAACAAGAGGCCUAAUUUAUCAACUCAAAAAAGCUAUCCACUGCAUAACUUUGCUGUGCGCACAAGGAAUGCACAUUUUAAUGACCGGCCUUCUAAUUAUACAUCGGCACAUGAAAUUACAGAUGCGACUUGCCGAUUAUCUCCGAGCAUUAAUAGUAUUCAAUGUCUUACUGGGCCCAAAAGCAGGGAUGCAGAGACUAACAAAGCAACGAUUUCAUCUUAUAUGGUUGCUCAAGACGAAAAAGCGGCGAAGAGCAAAAAUGUAGAAACUAAGAGCAGAAAGUUCCCCAAUGUAAUAAACCCUUUUCUUACGAAUACAGUGAAUAAAAAAAAAAAAGACUACUAUUAUAUGUGA